Panicum virgatum (switchgrass) is the source of this 1049-nucleotide messenger RNA. RefSeq lists its product as uncharacterized. NCBI's taxonomy places the organism in Eukaryota, Viridiplantae, Streptophyta, Magnoliopsida, Poales, Poaceae. Bases 126 to 791 code for a protein of 221 amino acids. The record is from RefSeq and is a predicted model, not a curated record. The transcript has a single exon.
CGCCACGGAGUUCUGCUACUUCGACCGCGUCGACGAAACCACCGGCGGCGACGACAGCAGAGACGACAACGCCGGCGACAACGACAGCAGUGACGACAGACACCGACACCCUCGCCCACGCCAUAAUGAGCGACUGCAAGUACAACAGGGUGAUCUCCAACUACAUCGUCAACCCGGAGAUGCUCAUGACCGGCGCCAUACCUAGCCUGUUCAGAAACGCAUACAAGAGGCUCAAUGGCAUGCUGCUGGUUGAUGGAGAGGAGAGAACUGCAGCGCCCCAAGAGGACCUGGACGACCACCGCAGCAGGGUGGAUGAUGGAGAACCUACGCAGGAGGGGACGGCGGCGCACGGGGAGGCGGCCGAGCUCGCCAAGAAGAUAAUCCAGAAGCUCAAGGGCGGUGCCAAAGGCAGAGGCGUCGUUGAAGAUGCUUGGGCGCUCUCCGAGGAGCUCGUGAAGCUGCGCAAAGAUGAUGACGGCAGUGUCAGUGACAGGAUGUGGACGGUGCUAUUCGUCGUGUGGGUGGAGAUGCUCUGUUUCUCCGCCAGCAGGUGCAGAGGGUACCCGCACGCCAAGAGCCUGGGAAAGGGCGGAGACGCCGGAGAGUACCUCUCCUACAUCUGGUUGCUCCUGUGGUGCAUGGGGAUGGAAACCUUGGCAGACAAGAUGCAGAGGGCGCCGGAGAUGUCAGAGCAAGAAGACGGCAGUGCUGGUGGUGGAGGCGCUGAGAUCGCUGACACUACAUCCACCACGCCAGCAGAGACCAUCAUCGGUGACGAGAAUGAGAGAUGAUGGAGCUGCUAGCACUACAUCGCCAACAAUCGUCAUCGGUGACGAAAAGAGAGAUGAGGACGGUGGCUCUCACGGCGCAACAUCAGCUGCAACAGCCACCCCCCAUCAUCGGUGAUGAGAAUGUUUGAAAGAAGUACGGUUUGCCUAGUUCUGAGUAUCGUUAGCUCGAGUUGCGUCCUAGUAUGUAUCUGCACAACAAUUGUUUCGAUUUGUUCGUUGGAAACUAGCAAUUGUGUCAGUCCUCCUUGAGCAGUCACU